Messenger RNA from Eimeria maxima, 873 nucleotides. RefSeq names its product golgi SNARE protein, putative. Gene Ontology annotation, molecular function: SNARE binding; SNAP receptor activity. NCBI's taxonomy places the organism in Eukaryota, Apicomplexa, Conoidasida, Eucoccidiorida, Eimeriidae. Gene Ontology annotation, cellular component: late endosome membrane; endoplasmic reticulum membrane; Golgi apparatus. The record is from RefSeq and is a predicted model, not a curated record. Gene Ontology annotation, biological process: vesicle fusion. The transcript has a single exon. The coding region runs from base 1 to 873 and encodes 290 amino acids.
AUGGAGGAAACGCCCUCGAAGGAUACGCUGGCCGAAUUAUAUCCACAAUGCUUGUCACUUAGGAAGGAACUAGACUCUCUUCUCCGGACAAUAUCUUCCCCAGCAGCUCCAUUGCACCAAGGGUGCCGAUCCUUUGCUGGUGGACCUGUAGGCCAGGAAGGUGCGGUAAAGGGCGCAGAAGCACCUUUUGGGGGCUGGGAAGUUCGAGGAAACGGGGGUUCGUCGGUGGCGAAGCUGCAGCGAUUCUCAGCCCUUACACGCCAGUUUUGCAUUCUUGUCCUCAGUCUACAAGAUGCACUCGCAUCGGCGAAGUCUGGCGGUUUAUCGCGGAAUAUGCACUCAGUGUGGGAGCGAAGGAUCCAGGACAUGGUGGCGGAUGCGGAAAGUUUCAGAAGAGAAGCAGAAAGCCGCAUGAAUCUGGAACAGCAGCGGCUCCAGGAGGCAAUGCGGGACCGAAAAGCACUACUUGGUCAAGCUGACCGCAGCAAGAGAUGGGGGGACAUGCGCAACGCCGAGCUUAUGUACGCUAAGGAGAGGGAUCGUCUACAGGAAUCCCGAACAAUGCUGGACUCGGUGCUGUCUCAAGGUUGGAGUGUUGUCGGGCAGCUCGUGUCGCAGAACGCUGCACUCAAAAGUGCGCGGCGGAAAGUGCUUGAUAUGGCCAGUAGUUCGGGAGUUGCUUCUACCUUACUGGGAGCGGUCGGUAGAAGGCAGCAAGGAGACAAGUGGCUAGUGUAUGGUGGAAUGAUCAUAACCCUCAUCUUUUUUUUCGUAAUUUACAGACUGGUCCAUCAUGGUAGCAUCUUCGGUUUUUCCUCUGUGACGGAAGAGGUGGACGAUGCUACCAUUCGUGAAUUCACUCCUUCCCAUUAG